AUGGCCCUGCGCUACCCCAUGGCCGCGGGCCUUAACAAGGGCCACAAGGUGACGAAGAAUGUCAGCAAGCUGGCACAUAGCCAGUGCCACAGGCACCUCACCAAGCACACCAAGUGGGACAUGAUCCGGGAUGUGUGUGGCUUCGUACCCCAUGAGCUGCCCACCAUGGAGCUGCUGAAGGUGUCCAAGAACAAGCCCGUGCUCAAAUUCAUCAAGAAGAGGGUGGGCACACACAUCUGCACCAAGAGGAAGCAGGAGGAGCUGAGUAACGUGCUGGCCGCCAUGAGGAAGGCGGUGGCCAAGAAGGACGGAUGCCUCCCACCAUUAAAUGUUGCUACCGUGAAAAAAAAAUAG
Peromyscus leucopus (white-footed mouse) is the source of this 354-nucleotide messenger RNA. RefSeq names its product 60S ribosomal protein L36-like. NCBI's taxonomy places the organism in Eukaryota, Metazoa, Chordata, Mammalia, Rodentia, Cricetidae. The record is from RefSeq and is a predicted model, not a curated record. Bases 1 to 354 code for a protein of 117 amino acids. Gene Ontology annotation, molecular function: structural constituent of ribosome. The transcript has a single exon. Gene Ontology annotation, cellular component: cytosolic large ribosomal subunit; ribosome. Gene Ontology annotation, biological process: cytoplasmic translation.